AUGGCAAUUAAGAAAGCCCGAGAAAGAGGAGAGAACAUAAACCAAUUAUUAGAGCAAAGAAAAAGUUUAACCCAACAGGGUAUAAAUACAGGUAUAAACAAUAAACAAUUUAUACCCAAGAAAAAGUAUAAAUCAAACCCUAGUAAAUUUUCCUUCGAAAUACUUUUAUCCGAAAUCAAAAAGACCCAAGAAUUAAUCAAUCAGGAGAAACUGGAAAGGAUACCGUUUCAUUAUGAGAUUUCAGAGAUGGUGAGAGAAUGGCAGCAAGGAAUUAGUGAAAUCGAGCAAACCAUUAAGGAGUUAAUAAGCCAAAAGCAAGCCCCAAUA
Molecule: messenger RNA, 327 nt
Organism: Racocetra fulgida
Lineage: Eukaryota; Fungi; Glomeromycota; Glomeromycetes; Diversisporales; Gigasporaceae
Source: the annotation of a GenBank genome assembly